Molecule: messenger RNA, 1149 nt
Organism: Brachypodium distachyon (stiff brome)
Lineage: Eukaryota; Viridiplantae; Streptophyta; Magnoliopsida; Poales; Poaceae
Exons: 10
Coding region: 149-805 (218 amino acids)
Source: RefSeq, a predicted model, not a curated record
GGGGCCCGUCCGCCACACUCCGUUCCCCGACGCCAAGAACACGGACCCCAAGAACUGGACGGAGAAAGAAGUUGUCGCCUCCUCCAAGAAAAGAGCUCUUCUUCUAGGAAGGGCGGAGCUUGGAGCUUGGAGCGGUGUGAGGUCCGAUAUGGCAAUAGGUAUCAUCAUCGAGGAGGAGAUCGGGUCGUACGAGGAGUACCUCGACAUGGCCACGCAAACUCUAAUCAUCGAUGGGAUCGCUGAUCUUAGAGCCAUGAUUUCCAACGGAAAUACAAUAACAAUUUGCUGGCUCUUCAGAAUUGUGGAGUACUUGGUCAGGUAUCAUUUGGGGCACAUUCUCGAAUGCGACACGGCGGUGUAUUCUUCUGGCACCUGCGAUGUUCAUCUAAUCCUUGACAGCACCAGAGAUCCUAUCAUCCUUCCUCCUGUAACCCCUGCAGAACAUUUUAGAGUAAUUGUGCAUCCAGUGUCAGGUGGGCAGUCUUAUGAGGCAUAUCUUCUGGAGUGCAGGGAGGCCUUUCACAGCAACAGAGUAAUGGGCAUCACAGGUGUCACUACAGACAGUCAGCCAGACGGUAUAUACUAUUGCAUGCAUAUUGCAAAUGAACUUAAAAGGACUGAUGAAGCAAAAGAAAUAGUUACCAGUGGGUGGAUCUAUGGACGGGGGCUUUAUGCAGUAGACAUGGUCACGGUCCAUCAAGACACAACAAUAACCGAGGUGCUUCCUGGGACUGGCAGAAUGUCCAAGUGGAACUAUUGGUCGAGGUGUAAGCUCAAGAGGAAGCCGUUGGUGCUGAAGCACUAGACAUAUCUGGUGAUCUCCACAAUUGUAUAGCAAAGAAUGUGGUUCCUCCAUUCUACUUCAUAGGCCUUUUAUAAUCUUGACCACUAGUGAUCAGUAUUAGGUUCGUAGCCAUUUCAUUCAGCUCCUGUUAAAUCUAGAGGAUAGAUAAUUAUGACGAUCAGAUAUUGAUUCGUUUCUUGUAUAUUGUGCAAUCUAGGGUGUAGAUCAUGGAUAUGGAUAGGGUCAAGCCUAGUUAGCUGUUGAAGACAUCUUGUACAAGGUUACCAUCAGUUUGACUCGAUCUGAGUAUAGAAAUUCCAACUUACUUUGUUCUGUGCAUUCAUUAAUUAUGAAUCUUUUUUGCC